UUCAUUAUUGACAAAAAAGGAUUUCAUUAUUUUGCUGUUUAAACCCUACUGACAAGAAGAUAAAAUGUCCAGACUGAUCGUCAAAAAUCUCCCAAAUGGGAUGAAGGAAGAGCGGUUCCGAAAAAUGUUCGCUGACUUCGGAACGCUGACUGACUGCGGACUGAAGUUCACUAAGGACGGAAAGUUUCGUAAGUUCGGCUUCGUGGGUUUCAAGUCUGAGGAGGAUGCAGAGAGAGCUCUGAAACACUUCAAUAAGAGCUUCGUGGACACGUCUAGAGUGACGGUUGAAUAUUGCAAAGCUUUUGGUGAUCUUUCUAAACCCAGACCGUGGAGUAAACACACUCGCCAACCUGCUAACGACAAAACGACAGAGCACAAGACAGAGGCAGAUGAAGCAGACAAGAAAGACCCUCAGGAAAAGAAGAAAAAGGCACUCAAAUCUGUUCUGGGAGAGCUGGAGAAAGACCAAAGCUUCCAGGAGUUCCUGGCCGUGCACCAGAACCGUACUCUAGUACCUACAUGGGCCAAUGACUCUCUGGACAAAUCAGCAGUACCCGCGGGCAAGGACAAGAGCAAGAAGCCAGAGAAGAGAGCAGUCACGGAUGACUACCUAAACUUCGACUCUGAUGAGUCAGAGGAACCGAGUGACAACGAGGAAGAGGAUGACGCUCCAGAGGAGGAAGAAGUGGAGGAAAAAGAAGAAAAAGACACAGAGCAGGAUACUAAUAAAGAGGCCCUGAGGGCGGGACUGUCAGACAUGGACUACCUCCGCUCCAAAGUGGUCAACCAAUCAGAUGCCCUGGCUGGAAGUGAGGAUGAGGAGGAGUCUGACGAUGAUGAGGAUGGAGAUGAUGAUGAGGACGAAGAGGAGGAUGAAGAUGCACCAGUGCCGCAUAAUGACAGCGCUUAUGAGAGUGGGGACAGGGACCCGACGCAGAAAAGCCACAAAAUACAGGAUAAGGUUGAGCCCGCGACAGAGUACACGGUCAAACUACGAGGGGCGCCCUACAACGUCACGGAGCAAAGAGUACGUGAGUUCAUGGCCCCUCUGAAACCAGUGGCCAUUCGAUUUGGCAAGACGGCGAACGGCCUGAGAUCCGGUUACGUGUAUGUGGACCUGAACUCUGAAGAGGAAAUAAAGAAAGCACUGAAGAUGAACAAAGACUACAUGGGAGAGCGCUACAUUGAAGUGUUUCAGGUGAAUAAUUUCACGGACCGGGACAGGUCAGGGAUGAAGAACAGGAACGAGGGGAGAAACUUCGUGCGGGAGCUGAGAGAGGACGAGGAAGAGGAGGAUGUGGCGGAAUCGGGAAGACUCUUCGUCAGAAACCUGCCGUACACCUGCACUGAGGAAGAGCUUAACGAGCUGUUCUCUAAACACGGUUCUGUAUCUGACGUGAACUUUCCUAUAGACAGUUUGACUAAGAAACCCAAAGGUUUUGCCUUUGUGACGUACAUGAUUCCAGAGAACGCCGUACAGGCUCUGGCCCGACUGGACGGCCACAUCUUCCAGGGUCGUAUGCUCCACAUCCUGCCCUCCAGGCUGAGGAAGGAGAAAGCGGAGCAGGGAGGCGGUGCUCCAGGCAGCUCCUCGUUUAAGAGACAAAAAGACGCCAAGGAGAAGGCGAGCAGCGGCAGCUCCCAUAACUGGAACACGCUGUUUCUCGGGACGAGUGCGGUCGCUGACGCCAUCGCGGAGAAAUACAACACUACAAAGAGUCAAGUCCUAGACCAUGAGUCGACAGGCAGUUUAGCCGUGCGGAUGGCCCUCGGUGAAACUCAGAUCGUCCAGGAGACCAGACAGUUUCUGCUGGACAACGGGGUUUCUCUGGACUCCUUCAGCCAGGCCAUGGGUCCGCGCAGUACCUCAGUAAUCCUGGUAAAGAACCUUCCGGCCGGGGUCCAGGCAUCAGAGCUGGAGGCGGUCUUCUCUCCUUUCGGCUCACUGGGACGUGUGCUGCUGCCCCCUGCUGGUCUCACGGCCAUAGUGGAGUUCCUGGAGCCCACAGAGGCCAAACGGGCUUUCCUCAGAUUGGCCUAUACCAAGUUUCAGCAUGUUCCUCUGUAUUUGGAGUGGGCUCCAGUCGGUGUCUUUACAACUCCUGCCCCGAGCAAGACUAAGAAGCACACAGCAGGUAGUCCAGUAAUUUCUUAUCCCAUCAUCCCUCAUUCCGCAGAGGCCAAUUCUGUGAGUCAGGAUGGAGCACCUGCCCAGAAGGACACAGAUAAAACAGCAGGACAGGAUCAAGAGGAGGAAGAUGACGAGGAAGAGGAGGAGGAUGAUGAUGAGAGCUUGCCGGGGGCUACGCUCUUCAUCAAGAACCUCAACUUCAGCACCACAGAGGAGACCCUCCGACAGACUUUCUCUAAAUGUGGAGAGGUAAAGAGCUGUACCAUCUCUAAGAAAAGAGACAAGUCAGGUAAGAUGCUGUCCAUGGGUUACGGCUUUGUGGAGUACAAGAAACCAGAAUCGGCUCAGAAAGCUAUCAGACAACUUCAGCAUUGUAAAGUAGACGAUCAUCAGCUGGAAUUGAAGAUUUCGGAAAGAGCCACCAAAUCAAACGUCGUCACUUCUCGGAAAAAGCAGAAAGCCAGGAAACAGACGACCUCUAAGAUCCUGGUGCGAAACAUUCCCUUCCAGGCUACGGUGAAGGAGCUCCGAGAACUGUUUUGCACAUUCGGCGAGCUGAAAACCGUGCGUUUGCCUAAAAAGGCCGCGGGCACUGGGUCUCACAGAGGUUUCGGCUUUGUCGACUUCCUUACUAAACAGGAUGCCAAGAAAGCGUUUGCGGCCUUGUGUCACAGCACUCAUCUGUACGGAAGGAGGUUGGUUCUGGAGUGGGCAGAUGCUGAGGAGAACGUGGACUCUCUGCGCAGAAAGACAGCGCAGCAUUUCCACGAUGCUCCAAAGAAGCGUAAGCAGUCGGAGGUGUUGGAGAGCAUUCUAGAACAGAUGGAGGUUGGGGAGGAAGAACAGGACUGACCAACGUAUUCAUUACCGCCCCCAAAACAGAACAACAGUAUGAAGACCAAUCCCAGCUGAGGGUAACUGAAGGAGAGGUUUCUGAUUGGGUUGGCUGGCUGUCACUCAAAACGCCUACUGACUGUUCAGCACCAGGAAGGGGAUGCUC
Messenger RNA from Chanos chanos (milkfish), 3131 nucleotides. It is a transcript of the gene rbm19, whose product is annotated as RNA binding motif protein 19. The transcript has 25 exons. The coding region runs from base 65 to 2983 and encodes 972 amino acids. The record is from RefSeq and is a predicted model, not a curated record. Lineage: Eukaryota; Metazoa; Chordata; Actinopteri; Gonorynchiformes; Chanidae. Gene Ontology annotation, molecular function: mRNA binding.